AUUUCCUGCCAAUACCUGCGAUACUAGCAGCACAAAGCUGCAAUGCAACCCACUAUUAUCUCCACGUUGCUCGCAAACGAACUGCGGCCAGAUUCUGAGGCCGCCGCAACCAUCAGCCAGGUGCAACACCUAGCAUCCUAUAAUUGGAUUGAAUCCGAUUCCCCUACGAUUGCUAUCCCCGGCAGUCCUAAUCUGUGGAGUCCACCGUGGACAACCAAGAGGAGACGAGGGAAGCUGUUGAAGGUGCCCAAGGACUCAGGACUGCUGUACAUCGCGCAGAAUGCAGCGCGUCACCCGGCCAGCCCGAUGGAGCCUCUCUUCCGCACCUUGUACUUCACUCGUCCCGCCUUCGACAUCAGCGCAGUCGACAUUGUGACGGACCGCAACAACAUCCGGAAGCUGUUGACAUUCAUCAACCCGAAACACAACAGGAGCCGCCUUGAGGAUUUUACCAUUCAAAUUGAACGACAGGGGAGGACCAUGCUUCUUUGUCGCCAAGAGAUAUGGACCCGGGAGUUUAUACCUCGCCGGGAAUUUCGCGGGUUCGGCCAUGAGUUUGAGAACGCAACCACUAGCCGUCGAAUCCCAGACAGUACAGGCCACUACCGAAUCGUGUCCUAUGAAUUUGCGGGACUGUCGUGUUUGGUGCGGUAUGAGACCGACGGAUACGUUCCGCCGGGUGACGACGUGGCUUCAGCGAUGGGGCGGAGCAGCCCGAGUAUCUUAGGUCCCCCUACGGUCAUUUCUCCAUAUUCGGCGUUGAGGGUCUGCGAAGGAGGCCAAACCGUUCCAACGCAGUCCAUACUGGAGAUCAAGACCAAGGCCGAGCGAAAGCCUGUGGAUCUGCAGCAGGUCCUACCUCAAAUGUGGGUGUCCCAGACGUCUCAACUGGCUUGUGCCUACUACAUACAAGACGGCUGGUUUAUUCCGUGUCAGCCGACAAGUGCAGAAUCCGAGAUCCGAGAAUGGGAGGAGAAUCAUCAGGACGACCUCCAGCGGCUAGCAGCCUUGCUUAGAUGGUUGAUUGUGUCUGUUCCCACGAGUGGCCAGAAGGCCACGCUGGAAUAUUAUUCGCAGCGCAAUCAGCUAGUGAUCUCCCACGCCGAGCGUGCUGCGAUGCUUCCGCCGGAUCUCUACAACAGGUGGUAAACCAGGCUAAGGCGUUCCUUUGCAGCUAUUAUAGCAGCAGGUGUCGGUGUCUAGGGGCUUAAUGAACUCGAAGGAGGCCCCACCC
Molecule: messenger RNA, 1234 nt
Organism: Aspergillus japonicus CBS 114.51
Lineage: Eukaryota; Fungi; Ascomycota; Eurotiomycetes; Eurotiales; Aspergillaceae
Product: geranylgeranyl pyrophosphate synthetase
Exons: 1
Coding region: 43-1149 (368 amino acids)
Source: RefSeq, a predicted model, not a curated record